GCUUCCAACAAGCAAGUUGGAGGAAGUAGAUCCGGCACUGGAUGAACCGCUAAUGGAGGAACAGGGAUUUCUCCAGAGGUCCACGCUUUCAACGAGCAAGUUGGAUGAAGUAGAUCCAGCUCUGGAUGAAGAGAUACCAUGCUGGAGCGACACG
Messenger RNA from Symbiodinium pilosum, 154 nucleotides. The record is from the annotation of a GenBank genome assembly. NCBI's taxonomy places the organism in Eukaryota, Dinophyceae, Suessiales, Symbiodiniaceae.